UAUUUCAGUGUCAGUGAUAAAUCUCUGUUUAGGCCACAAAAAUGUAUAACAUCCAGAAUACUGAAUUUUAAUUGUAGACUAGAUAGAAUGAUAGACAAGGAUCCUCCAGGAAAUGUACACUGCGGUGAUAUUAAGCAUCGGCUUGGUUAUUAUAUUGGCUCUACUCUUCUAUAAGCGGUCAUGGAAAGAGGAGUGCCCGCGUACGCACGUAGAGCCGACCUACACACCUAGUGCGCCAGUGCAAUUAGUGCACCGGCUGUGCCCUCAUCACAACGUGGUGCAGCGCUUCGCCGUCGAACAGAAGGACAGCCUCGACGAUCAUCUAGAUGCGCUCACUCGGAAACUUGCUGAGAAGGAGGGCAAACUGCGGAUCUCCAAAUCGAAGAUCCGCGAGACCCAAAACGAGAUCGACAACCUGCACGCAAUAGACCAUCACGUGCGUCAGAAGUAUCGCGACGUCAUGGAAUCUCUCCGCUCCGACUUGCUCAAUAAUGAGACAGAAUGCAAGCGGAUACAGGAUCAGAUCGAGUGGGUCUCGCACAGGAGGGCCGAGCUACACGAUGAGGUUCGACGAGGUCAAAAGCUCUACGGAGAAGCUACGCUCAAAUUAGCAAACAACUUGGCGAGUCUUCAGAAGAUGCGAGAGCUAAAAGUGACCGAUAAGCCGUUUACAAGGGGAUCUAAUGAGUCCCUCAUCCAGAGAAAGGAGGUGCACAUCCCUAACGCGUGCUCUGUCGCUUCGACUAUGAUGAAAUCAAAUCCAUCGACUCCUGAACCCUUUCCUCAUUUCAAUAUGUAACUCCGACACCUAAAAAUUAAUGUUUUGAAUUGGAAUUAAUAUUUUUGUAUCAAAUUUUUUAUUUAUAUUUUUCUAUUUUUA
Molecule: messenger RNA, 880 nt
Organism: Papilio xuthus (Asian swallowtail)
Lineage: Eukaryota; Metazoa; Arthropoda; Insecta; Lepidoptera; Papilionidae
Exons: 4
Coding region: 113-799 (228 amino acids)
Source: RefSeq, a predicted model, not a curated record